AUGAGCUUACAACAAUUGGUGAAUGAUAGAAUUCAUCCUACUCUACAACUUGUGCAGGACAAAGUGAAUGAGUAUAUUGAAAAAUACCUGGAAAAAAAGACAGUCGCUCUUGGCAUUUCCGGCGCCAUUUCCGUAUAUCUUGUAUCCAAAUACAUCGUCUACCGAAUCUACUUGCACCCAUUGAGACACAUGCCUGGGCCCAAGGUUGACUGGAUCCCAUUUUUAGGUAACUUUCGAGAAAUUAUCCAGUCAGAAUCAGGCGCACCUCACAAACGAUGGUCCAAGCAGUAUGGCGGCAUCUACAUGUACCACGGAGAAUGGAAUCAGCCACGUGUCGCUGUGACAGACGAUAAGUUACUCAAACAGCUUUUGACGACCCAAGAGUACGAUUUUAUAAAGACACCCGAUAGUCAGAAAUUCCUAUCCCGUUUCCUGGGCAACGGCUUGCUCGUGGCAGAGGGUCAGCAACACAGAUUCCAGCGUAAACUCCUGAAUCCUGCCUUUUCUGUACAAUCCAUCCGAUCUAUGGUUCCUCUGAUGGCCAAACCAGGAUAUCAACUGCGCAGACUCUGGCUAGACAGGAUCAAGGAAAACGAUAAUGAAGAAUUUACAGAAAUUGAAGUAUCUACUGGCCUCUCACUCGCUACUUUGGAUGUCAUUGGAUUAGCAGGGUUUGGUCAAGACCUCAGGUCGGUUGAACACGCUGGUACAGAGAACCAAAGUAAGCUCAGUCAAGCUUACCUUCACAUCUUUUCAGCUGAUCUUUCACUCUUUCGUAUCCUAUCAUUUAUCUUUCCUAUCCUAAGACAUGUGCCUACAGAACGAAAUAGGAUCAUCAAGCGCGACCUUCGAUGGCUGGAGGAGGAAAGUAGGGCACUGGUGCAAGCAGGCAUUGAUCGUGCAGCUCGAGAAAAAGACAGUCAAGAAAAAUCAAAGGAUCUGUUGGCUCUUAUGGUAAACUUGAUCGAUGACGAAACUGGAAAGGGCAUGACUGCAGAAGAAUUGAGAAACCAGUGUAUGACCUUUUUGGCAGCAGGUCAUGAAACAACCAGUGUCAGCCUUAGCUGGUGUCUGUGGUUACUUGCUCAGAACCAAAAGAUUCAAGACGAAUUGCGUAAAGAAGUACGUUCGUUGUUUACAGACGAUGAAUCUGUUCCUUCUUACGACGGAAUCAACGCCUUGCCUCUGCUUAAUAAUGUCUGUCGAGAAACACUUCGACUGAUUCCUCCUGUGCCUGUCACAAACAGAAUCACACGUGUUCCUGUCGUACUAGGCUCCUACGCUUUACCAAAGGGUACUGUUGUCUUUUUACCCUUGAUCGUCAGUCAUCAUUCCAAAGAAAUCUGGGGCGACGACGCAGAAGAAUUUAACCCCUACCGCUGGGAAACAGACAAGGUCGGAAACGCUUAUCAAUAUAUGCCAUUCUUGGCUGGUGGUCGACAAUGUAUUGGGUACAAGUUUGCAUUGAUCGAGAUGAAGCUUCUUCUCGCUAUCCUCAUCAAGGAUAUUCAAUAUUUCGAAAAACCUGGAUUUACAGUCAGAAAGAAGCAGCAAAUUACGCUGAAACCGUUCCCAAAUAUGGUGCUGUGGAUGAAGUCCAUCAAUAAAUAA
This is a messenger RNA of Rhizopus microsporus ATCC 52813, 1611 nucleotides long. Its product is annotated as cytochrome P450. The record is from RefSeq and is a predicted model, not a curated record. Lineage: Eukaryota; Fungi; Mucoromycota; Mucoromycetes; Mucorales; Rhizopodaceae. The transcript has 2 exons. Gene Ontology annotation, molecular function: heme binding; iron ion binding; oxidoreductase activity, acting on paired donors, with incorporation or reduction of molecular oxygen. The coding region runs from base 1 to 1611 and encodes 536 amino acids.